UGUUUCUGAAUUACUGAUUUUUAUUUUUUGUGUGCAUUUAUCUAAAUCCCGUCCUUUAUUCUUUAAGAUUACACUGUAAAAUAAAGAUAAAUAUGAGAAACUACGGGUUUUUUCUUAGAUAAUCCUGCGAUUACGCUAUUAGUUUAUAUCAUUUAUUGUACUUAAAGUGGCCGUGCGUUCCUUUUCAAAAUGCCAGACGAAAUGGAGAAUAAAACCAUUAGAGACAGUUUAUUUAUGGCGAGGUAUUCGGCGUUCAGCCCGUAUAGGCUGAUUCGUCGCGAGAAUGGCUUUGAGAAUCCGGUCGGGGCAUCGGAUGCGAUGUCCCGAAGUUUGUAUUGUGGGAUGAAGCCCAUCGCUUCUUGGGACUACGUACAAGCCAACGCUUUGCCAACCGGUGGUGUGUUCAACCUUGAGUUUUCCCCGGAAGGGACACUACUGGUAGCAGCGUGUGAGAAGAAAUCAAUACAGAUUUUUGACCCUCUCACACACCAAAGAAUACACACAGUCAACGGGGCUCAUUCUGACUGUGUCAAUUGUGUUAAAUUUUUAGAUGGGCGCAUGUUUGCCACUUGCUCAGAUGAUACUACAAUAGCAUUAUGGGAUGUUAGAAAUUUGAAAAAGAAGAUUCGUUCUCUACUUGGUCAUUCAAAUUGGGUCAAAAACAUAGAGUUCUCUGUCAAGGACAAGCUGCUUGUCACCUCUGGAUUGGACGGAAGUAUUUACACCUGGGAUAUUAAUUCUUAUACGGAAUUCAACUUGGUGUACCAACGAGUAUUUCACGCGUCUGGCUUGAUGAGAUGCCGACUGUCUCCUAACGCUAAGCAGAUGGUGAUGUGCACUACUGGUGGCCUACUGGUCAUCAUACAUGAUCUCAACCUUUCCACAUUGGCACAGGACUUACAUGGUUUCAAGCCUAAUUUGUACCGUCUUAUGCAAAUGAGCCAACAAGUAAUUCCUAUAGCGGCCAGCUACGACCAUUUAUUUGACUUCAAGCGUACAGAGAAUAGAGUGGAGUUCGUAUCUGACUUCCCUGAUGGCAAUGAUGCGGAGGUAGUCAGUGCAUUGCAGAUUCACCCACAAGGCUGGACUGCUUUAAGUAGAAAUAUUAGCCAUGAUGAUAGAUCCGAGUGGUCGUGCAUACACGACAUCCAACCGGCAAAUGAGUUGAGCGACAAGAGCUGUCGCGACACGUCGCCACCGCCGCCCCCGGCGCCGCGUCGCGCCCCGCCCCGCCGCCCGCGCCGCCGGCCCCGCCCCUACCGCCACCCCCGCCCCGCACCGCCCGCCGCUCCCACGCCAGCCGCGGAAACGUCGGGCGAGUCGGCCGGGCCGAGUCGACGCGAACCAGCGGAGCCGGAGGCGGGCCCGAGCACUUCGCGUGGCGACGCAUCACCCCCCGCAGCGUCGCGACUUGGCCCGGGUCUCGCGAGCAUACAGAAUGACGUUUGGGAGGCGUCUAUAACGAUAAAGCAGCACAGAAUGCUGCAGGAAAUGUACAGCAGAGGUCAAGUGGGUCGCAACUUCAACAUGCAGCGGAUAAUGGGCAUCAACACGGGCAUCUCGCCGCCCGCCGCGCUCCGGCCCCGCCCCCUGCGCGCCGCCCCCGCCCGCCUCUUUCCCGCCGCGCAGCUGGUGCCCCCCGCAAGAGUCGACAGAUCGACGCAGCCGUCGACGUCGGGCAGCACGACGCGCUCGCGCGACUCGGGCUGCGAGGACGAGGUGCGACACUACAUCCGACAGAACCGCGACCGCCUGCUAUACUACAUUGAAGAGACGAACGAGGGCAAGGGCUUCAUAAAGGAGCUGUGCUACUCUGCGGACGGGCGGCUGGUGUGUUCCCCGUUCGGUCGCGGCAUGCGCCUCCUCGCCCUCAAUGACAAGUGUUCCGAGCUGUCCCACUGCGUCCGGGACCUCUCCGGACCAGCCCAGAUGGUGGACGUCGGUCAGAGCCUCGGCAUCCACCAGGACCUCGUCGUCAGCUCCAAAUUCAGCCCCCGCCACCACCUCCUCGUCACCGGCUGCUUGGAGGGCAAGAUAGUGUGGUACGAACCCUACAGCGGGGAGGCCCUGUACUAGAUACUUAAUUAUUCAAGACUGUACUAGCUUCUACGUGUAUGACUAAUGUUAUUAGACUAAUUAAUUUUGACUUUGAAUGUCCUAAUGCCUCUAUUUAUAUUGGAUGAAAUGUAUAUAAUUUGAGAAUUAGCGCUGUUGCGCAUCUAUUGCCAGCACUAUCCUCCAUCAUACAAGUACGCUGGACCUAUGAUACCUUUUGAAAUGACAGCUAUUUUUUG
Messenger RNA from Aricia agestis (brown argus), 2294 nucleotides. RefSeq names its product DDB1- and CUL4-associated factor 10. Gene Ontology annotation, molecular function: protein binding. The coding region runs from base 190 to 2076 and encodes 628 amino acids. Gene Ontology annotation, cellular component: Cul4-RING E3 ubiquitin ligase complex. Lineage: Eukaryota; Metazoa; Arthropoda; Insecta; Lepidoptera; Lycaenidae. The transcript is spliced from 11 exons. The record is from RefSeq and is a predicted model, not a curated record.